CAAUUCACAUUGACAGAUUUCUAGCUUCUAAGGGCAGACAACGAUCUGCAGUAAAAGAGAUGGUAACUGCCUCUUCAUAGCUAUGUCAAAACAACUCUUUGGAACAGAUACCCUUCACCACCAGCUUAGGGAACUUCUUGCAAGUGUCAUAGUGCUUAACCAUGACAGAUACCAACAAUUUUAUAUUCCUUCUGAAACAACAACAUUUCAACAACACCAAAAAUCCAUUCAUCAACUAGGAGUGUGGGGAACACAGGUUGAAAUUCAGGCAGCGAGUGACAGCUACCAAAUGCCUGUGUAUGUGUGCUCUCCCCAUCCCACAACUAGACAAAUCAAGUGGCUUUGUUUCAAGCCAUCCUACAGUCCUCAAGUACCCGACACAUCACAACUGCCACAGCUGUCUCUGUUGUACACCAAUGGUCAUAUUGAAAUAGCACACACUGGUUGUCAUUAUGACAGCAUAUGCACUAAUAACGGGCAAACUUUACAGUUUCCUGAGCUGCCAGAUGAAGACAAAGAAUAUGAGGUCUGUAGGAUCAGUGACAAUGAAACCAAUAGUGACAAUGAUUAGCGACGUCACUUCCGUACCUGCAGAACAGAUUCUGCUACAAAGAAUCAAGAGAUGUAGUUACUUGGCAACGUUUGUAAGGUUUUUCAAUACUGCAAUAAUCAGAGACUGAUUAUAGUUUGUAGCCCUGGUACACUGUUUGUAGCAUCCCGCUAAGACAAAGUUGUUACUUAACACAGAAGCACUGAUACUGUAAUAUGGU
This is a messenger RNA of Corticium candelabrum, 770 nucleotides long. RefSeq lists its product as uncharacterized. Bases 83 to 571 code for a protein of 162 amino acids. Gene Ontology annotation, molecular function: cysteine-type deubiquitinase activity. The record is from RefSeq and is a predicted model, not a curated record. The transcript has a single exon. NCBI's taxonomy places the organism in Eukaryota, Metazoa, Porifera, Homoscleromorpha, Homosclerophorida, Plakinidae. Gene Ontology annotation, biological process: protein deubiquitination.